AUGAAUGGCCUUCAAUACUUGCUACCACCCGCAAUGAUGUUCGAUGGGAAGGCACGCCCUUUCUUGUUCGGUCCACCCUCGUUGUUUAUCGAGGACUCUCGGCAGUCCUUAGAACAAUCCCGUCAGAAACGAGGUCUUUUCGAUGAUGCGCUUUCUCAUGUCCAAGAUGCCGUUAAAAGGACAGCCGAGACGGCUGCGUCAACUAUGAUAGAACUCGCCACGACCCUUGCAACUAAAAAGACUAAAAAUAAGAAAGCUAGGGUUAAUCUCGAACAUGGUAACCUCUUCCGGGAAGGGCCUUGGCAGCCUGUCAUGGCCCUCUUGGAUAGCGGAUCCUCAGUUUCCUAUGCUCGGCGAUCAGAACUGGUCGCAUUAGGGGUUAAGCUAGACACCUGGAAGGCGGUUAGAAUCACCGCCAAAGCUGCUAACGGCACAGGACUGGCUUUGUUCGGACCUUUUCCGUUUAGAAUCUUCCUGACUAAAACCUUCUUUGUCAGCCACUCUUUAUAUAUGGCCGAAGAUAAAGAUUGCCCGGCGCCUGUUCUUUUAGGGUCGGAUUUUAUCACUCGGCUUAAUCAGCAAGGAUAUGCUUUGACCAUCGACUUUCAUCGUAAUACUGUAACCAUUGGUACUAAGAGCUUCCAGUUGAUACGACCUACAGACAUAACACCAGAGGUAGCUCCAGUGUCUAAUGUCAUGACAGUCCCAACACUAAAUCAGGGGCCGUAUAAAGUCCGAUUAUCCCAGGAUACUACACUGAGCAGGCGGACGAAUAAUAUCGUUCCAGCUGUUAUUGUCGGAUAUUUUUCGACACAGCCAGCAGACUUCUUGAUCGAGGAUAAUUUUCGGCCUUUCCCAGAAUUGUACAUAGUCGGAAGAUCUUUGGUUACUCCUAACUUUGAUGGUGCCUGUAGUGUGCUGAUUAUGAAUCCAUCUAAUAGCAAUAUAUUCCUUUACAAAGGAAUGCAUAUUGCUUCAGCCACUCGGCUUCCAGAAUGCCCGGCGGAAAUACAUGGCGUAGACCAAUACAAAGGAGUAUGCAGGGUAGACCUCUAUGGUGAUGCUCAAUUUUCGGGAGUAACAUCGCCAGAAGCUGACUGGGAAACCCGGAUGCCCCGGUUUCCUCUUUCUGCUUCGGAAACCCAUGAUGUGGUCUCAGAAAUCGACUUUUCAUCAUCAGUCCUCCCGCCAGCAGAUUUGGAAAUACUGAAAGAUCUAUUACGUAGCCAUUCGAAGGCAUUUGUAGGUCCAGAUGGCCAGCUAGGUCAGUAUAAUGGCCCCAUUCGCCAUCGAAUUGACUUAGUCGAAAACGCAGAAAUUCCCGCGCGGAAAAUCUAUAGAGUCCCACUGGAGAAAAGGGCGGAAAUUGAACGGCAAAUUCUGGAAAUGUUGAAGAACGGCAUAAUACGAGAAAGUACCUCUCCGUUCUGUGCGCCUAUUGUUUUGGUAAGGAAAAAGGACGCCGCUAGCUGGCGUUUCACUAUCGAUUUUCGUGGUCUGAAUGCGAUCACUAGGGCCCAACAAUCGAUCCUGCCAAAUAUACAAGACAUUGUCGAUUUGUGCGCUAAUCAGUGC
Molecule: messenger RNA, 1575 nt
Organism: Cylicostephanus goldi
Lineage: Eukaryota; Metazoa; Nematoda; Chromadorea; Rhabditida; Strongylidae
Source: the annotation of a GenBank genome assembly